Molecule: messenger RNA, 1542 nt
Organism: Panicum virgatum (switchgrass)
Lineage: Eukaryota; Viridiplantae; Streptophyta; Magnoliopsida; Poales; Poaceae
Exons: 2
Coding region: 47-694 (215 amino acids)
Source: RefSeq, a predicted model, not a curated record
CUUGAUCAGCGAGCUCAACGAUGACUUGCUCGUGCGCGCCCUCGAGAUGCUGCCCGACGCGAGGGACGCCGUGCGCACCCACGCGCUCUCGCGGCGGUGGCGCGCGCUCUGGACGCGCGUCGCCGCCCUCCGCUUCGACUCCAACAGAUGGCGGCGGGAGUUCAGGGAGCCCGGCGGCCCCGGGCGGUUCGUCGCCUUCGUCGACCACGCCCUCGCGCACCGCGCUGCCCAGAAGGAGCCCGCGCUCGAGCACCUGGAGAUCUCGUUCGACAUGGUCGAACCCCGAGAAGAAGCAUCAUCAUCAAAGGCUUUAAAGCAGCCGGUGCCUCCGUCGGUCAUCGAAGCCGCGCAGGGGUGGAUCCAAUACGCUAUGCAGCACGCGGUGAAAUCUUUAAACUUCAAGUUGAUUCUGCCGUCGCCUUCCAUUAAACAACCCGACGACUACGACACUUACUACAGUAGGCAUCCUGUGAUGAUCCUUGACGAGCUAGUAAGCUCCGCGAAGCUGGAGACCAUGCGCUUGAACUUGAGUUCCGUCAGACUUCGGCUGCCCUCGACACAAGCGUUCGCGUCCCUCACGGAUCUCUCACUUGAAAACAUGAUGCUUGAAGCUGGUGGCGCCCGCCUGCUUGCCCGCCUCGUGUCGUCGGCGUGUUGCAAAAUUUCUCUGACUGACUCAUCCACAUGCAUAUAGUAGAGAUUUAGUUCUGUUGGUUGACAAUGUUUAAUUUGUUUACCACUUCUAUUAUUAUUUUUCGAUUUUUUGACCUUACUUAAUUUGAUCAAGCAAAGCAGCAAGACGUUGACAUAAUCAAAGGUUCGGUUCCGCAGCUUCCUCAUGUGGCAUCCUUGAAAAUUCGUUUCACACUAUGGGAACGACGUUGUUCCUAUGCAGUUGGCAUAGCAAUAGCAAGUCUCCUUGCACAAUGCAGUAGUAUUAGAUACCUCAGCCUAAAUUUUUGCUGCAGGAAGAAUGACCCAGAAUUGGAUCUCUCGUGUGAUAACUCGGCCCCCAGCUGGGAAUCCCACGAGCUCUCCUUACCUCAUCUCCAGGUGGCAGAGUUCGAGAAGUUGAUGGGAAUUGAUGACGAACUCCAGUUCAUUCAGUUCAUACUGACAAGGGCCUCAGGAAUCCAGAAGGUAGCCUUUAGUUUCGACAGAAAAUACUGGCCAAAAGGCGGACAAGAUGGUUUUCUACUUAUGCCACCUCUAGCCGGUGGGUCCUGGACUACUUGGAAUACUGACGCUAAUUUGCCGUCCAACGAAUUGUCAACUGGAGGCGUUAUGCAUGCAGAAUGGAGACCGGCAGUAGAGAUCCAAGUUCUUGAACAGUUUGCACCACACAUGUUAAAUUAAAAUAAUCGUUUGCAUCUUAUUCCUAUUUUCCUCGUUGGCCAUCCUCCCUUGCGUUAGAGGGGCAUUCUAGCAGGAGAACUAUUGCAACCUGCAGUUACACACUGUACGUGAAUCUUCAGGAAAUAUGAGCAGAAUGUCCCUAAUUUAUUAGAAGUUCAUUGUAUUAUGCUAUUUUUGCUUGAUGUA